AGUGUUUGCUUGUUUAUUUUUUUUCGAUUCCGGCAAUUAACACUGAAAUAUAUUCAUGUGAUUUUAUCGUCAUCGACAGGCGGCAGACUACGACGACGACGACAACGAUAAGUAGAAAAUUUUGUUGUAUGUUUUUGUAUGGGGACCCCCUUAAAGCAUAGAUCUUUAGGUAAAUUCCUAAGCAACAAGCUGACAGAGAACAACAAACUAGCAGACACACAAGCAGAGAGAGAGAGGGCACAUCAAUGGGUUCAAUAUUAGCAUUUUGUUAGACCUUUUACACGGACUUACAGACGACCUGAUAAGAUUAAGAGAAACAAAAGCUCGUUUUUAUAACCUACAACAACGAACUAAGCCAAAGCCAGCCAGCAAAUAAGCAUUUCUCAUGCCUGGGAGAACAUUUAAAGCUAGAAGCUUUUUAGUUUGCACGUUGCCGCUCUGAAGAACUGUAAGAAAACGUUGGCGGCGCACAAUAUAAUUUAUAAAUGUUUCUAUGUUUGUGUGUGUGUUCUAAACAAUACUCAUUAUCAUCAGCUGUAUAGUGGUCCAAACGAAGAGACGGCGAGUGUGACGGUUUAAAAAAAAAAACAAAAUUUUGGUAACAAUUUAAUCAAAAAAAGAAUGGCCAGCUCUGAAGAAGAAAAUCUGCUAGAGCAAUUGAAAAAUUCGGUUAUGGCUAUAAUAGACAAAACGGGAUCCAGCAAAUUCGCCCAUGAUCUUAUGGCGAGAAUUCAUACCUUGCAAGAACGCUUGGAGUCUUUGUCUAGCAGCGAAAAAACCAAAUUUAUUGGGGACAUGAAGGAAUCAUUUCGAGCCACAAUAGCAAAUGUUGAAAACAAACUCAUGCAGCAUGCCCAGUUUGAAAAAGUUUACGCUUAUUCAAUAUAUGCAGCAAUAAUUUUUCUAAUACUAUUUAUAAUUGCUCUCUUUGGUUAUAAGUUGUACAAGUCAUUAAUGUCAAAGGAGCUGAAGAAGCAAGAAAAACUCAAACAAAAACAAAGCAAAAAGACCAAAAAGGUUAACUAAACUAAUUGGCAAACAACCAUAUUGAUCAUCAGCAAGAAGCAGCAUCCCCCGUCAUCACACAGUCUGAUGAAAGCGUCGCUCGAGGCGACAGUGACAACAAACAAGGCUUUCAAUUUUCUAAAAGCCCUAUGUUAAUAAAUAAGUUUUUUUAUAUGUAAUUAGUAACUAAUUACUUAAAUUUUUCUUUUAUAUUUUGUAAACCAAAAAUGUAAAAUAAGUAUGUACAUAUGUACUUAUGUUUGUACUUUUUCCGUCUAAUCUUUUUUGUUUUUAAA
Messenger RNA from Stomoxys calcitrans (stable fly), 1301 nucleotides. RefSeq lists its product as uncharacterized. The record is from RefSeq and is a predicted model, not a curated record. Lineage: Eukaryota; Metazoa; Arthropoda; Insecta; Diptera; Muscidae. Bases 622 to 1026 code for a protein of 134 amino acids. The transcript is spliced from 2 exons.